Molecule: messenger RNA, 3955 nt
Organism: Thunnus maccoyii (southern bluefin tuna)
Lineage: Eukaryota; Metazoa; Chordata; Actinopteri; Scombriformes; Scombridae
Gene: gck
Product: glucokinase (hexokinase 4)
Exons: 10
Coding region: 888-2252 (454 amino acids)
Biological process (GO): intracellular glucose homeostasis; glycolytic process; regulation of insulin secretion
Cellular component (GO): cytosol; mitochondrion
Molecular function (GO): fructokinase activity; D-glucose binding; ATP binding
Source: RefSeq, a predicted model, not a curated record
CUAGCAAUCUUGCUCCAUUUAACAAUUUCCUCCUGGCCACUUAACUCAGUGGUCUUUUCCAUGGCAGGAGUGUGCCUGUAAUCCAUUGCCAAGGCAACACACUGAAAUCGUUUUCAGCCUUCAGGUGCAUCUGUUGACAGGCCGGCUGUACAGAGGAAAGAACUGAUUUUUUCUUUCCUGGAACUAUAAGCUUUGCUUGCGUUUAGAUAUGGAAGUGACUUUGUCAGUAAGGAGGCCAGCUACUAAUUGGAAACUUGCUUAAUAUUUUUCUUAAUUUUAUUUUUGCCCUAAAAUGUUAUGGGUCAUCACUGGAAUUAAGGAUUGGAUGGAAAAGUAAGUCUUUUACUCGAGUUCCUUUUUUUCUUUUCUUUAAUUGGUUUUUGGGGCUGCUCCAGUGCGCCGAUGCGGAUAUUGACUGGACCUGUUAACCACAAGAAGGAGGACAAGCAACAGGUUUUUACGUAUUAUAUCUACAGGAAUGAAGAUGAAGACAUAUUUUUUUCAUAUGUCUUUCCAUAAUGUAGACAAAUGCUCGUGUUAUUUUAUAAAAAUACCUGCAACAAUGAAGAUAAAUGCAUAGAUAUUUCAUCCAAUGAUAUUUCAUUUCACUGUUUACCAACUAAAGGCCUUUGAAAAUACUGCAGAUAUGUAAAUAUGUUUGAGACUUGCUGCUGAACAUUAUGUAGCGCAAAUGUGUUGGGAAUACAAUAAUGGUUGGGCAAUAUCACAUAAAAGGAUAAUAUUUUAUUGACACGUGCACGGAGUUAAAACGCCAGAACAGCAGAAGCAUAAGAAUCAAAUCAAAGCUCCUGGAGGACGAGUGAACAGCACUGAAGAGCACUGAUGGUCGGCAGGACAUUAGUGGUUUAAAUCCUCGUCGUAAUACGAUGGAUAAGGUAGAGCAGAUCCUGUCAGAGUUCAGGCUGAAUAAGGAAGAACUAAAAGAGGUCAUGAAGAGGAUGCAGCGUGAGAUGGUCAGAGGACUGCGUUUGGAGACGCAUGAAGAGGCCAGCGUCAAAAUGCUUCCCACAUACGUCUGCUCCACCCCUGAGGGAUCAGAGGUGGGAGAUUUCCUGGCUCUGGACCUGGGAGGGACAAACUUCCGUGUGAUGCUGGUGAAGGUGGGCGCGGACGAGGAGAGGAGUUGGAAGGUGGAGACUAAGACCCAGAUGUACUCCAUUCCUGAAGAUGCCAUGACAGGGACUGCUGAAAUGCUGUUUGACUACAUAGCAGAGUGUAUGUCAGACUUUUUGGACAAACACCACAUCAAGCACAAGAAACUUCCUUUAGGUUUUACUUUCUCCUUUCCAGUGCGACACGAGGACAUUGACAAGGGAAUCCUACUUAACUGGACCAAAGGCUUCAAGGCUUCUGGUGCAGAGGGAAACAAUGUUGUGGGUUUGCUCAGAGAUGCUAUCAAGAGACGAGGGGACUUUGAGAUGGAUGUGGUUGCCAUGGUGAAUGACACAGUAGCCACCAUGAUUUCCUGCUAUUACGAGGAUCGCAGCUGUGAAGUUGGGAUGAUUGUUGGUACAGGUUGUAACGUGUGUUACAUGGAGGAGAUGAAGACUGUGGAGCUGGUGGAAGGGGAGGAGGGCCGGAUGUGUGUGAACACAGAGUGGGGGGCAUUCGGAGACAACGGGGAGCUGGAGGAGUUCAGACUGGAGUACGACAGAGUGGUGGACGAGACCUCGAUUAACCCCGGACAGCAGCUAUACGAGAAGCUGAUCAGCGGGAAGUAUAUGGGUGAGCUGGUGAGGCUUGUUCUGAUGAAGCUUGUGAAUGAGAACCUGCUGUUUAAUGGAGAAGCCUCAGAGACGCUGAAGACACGUGGUAGCUUCGAGACGCGCUACGUCUCACAGGUGGAGAGUGACUCUGGGGACAGGAAGCAGAUCUACAACAUCCUGUCCUCGCUGGGUGUACUGCCGUCAGAGCUGGACUGCGACAUCGUACGUCUGGUCUGUGAGAGUGUUUCCACUCGCUCGGCUCACAUGUGCGGUGCAGGACUCGCUGGUGUGAUCAACCUAAUGAGGGAGCGACGCAGCCAAGAGGCCCUGAAGAUCACAGUGGGGGUUGACGGAUCUGUUUACAAGCUGCACCCAUGUUUCUGUGACAGGUUCCACAAAAUUGUCUGGGACCUCACACCUCACUGCGAGAUCACUUUCAUCCAGUCAGAGGAGGGGAGUGGUCGUGGAGCAGCCCUUAUCUCAGCAGUAGCCUGUAAGAUGGCUGCAUGCAUGCUGACGCAGUAAAGGGAGCUGUGUACUGAGCACUGAAGCGAGCUUGGCUAAACUCUGAUCUGACAUCGUUGAUGACAUGUCAUCCAAAGCUCUGUCCUUUCUCAGGCUCCGGCUGAAGGAUGAUUGUCUGUGUGGAAGCAGGAGGGAUCCUUAUCACAGGAAGAUGCUCAGACAAGAAAGCAACAGACAACUUGAUUUAUAGACUCCAUGUAUUAGACCAACUUGUUGCAAUUUAAAGAUGUUUCUGAACUUGAGAAUUGGUUGACUGUUGCACCCAACGGCAUUAGGUGGCAUGAAAGCUCAUUUUAAAUACCUGAGUAUGACUGCCUGUUGAUUGUUUUUGGGUAUGGACUGACCCAUUUUAAAAUGUCUAAUGUUGUAUUAUUGAUGAUGAUAUGUAAUAUAAAGUCAGUGUAAAGUGGUUGAUGUACAAGACAAGUAUUAUUUUUUGUAAAUGUAUGACUAAAUUAAAUUCACUGAGUUAUUGUGUUGUAAUUUGUCUGUGAGGAAUGAAUGUCUUCGGAAUUGUAUAUUUAAAAUCAGUGUUUACAACUUCUGUGUAUUGGCCAAUAAGUUGUAGUCUCAUAUGUGCAUAAUAAAAUGAGUUUUGAAUAUUAAUAAGCUGAACUGUAAAUAAAAUUGCUUAAUUAUAAACUAUUGUUCUUUAUUUUCAUGCUCUUUGUUUCAUAUCUUGCUAAAUAUUUUUGAGUUUUGAUGAGAUUUCUGACCCUUUAAACAAUCUUUUUGAAACAGUGCCCUUUUUUUCCCCUUUUUUUAAACUUAUUUGUCAGCUCAUGGCAGAAUGUCCAGGGUUGACAAACAGCACCAUUGAAGCAAUGCUAAAGUAAUGACUUCUCAGUAAUGUAAUGCACCAUUAAUGCAAUGACGAUUUGCAGCUAACAGCAUCAUAAUCCUGUUAAUGUUCUAUUACUGAGGUAGAACCUACUAAACACGAGUAUAAUAUGAUAGAUUUUGGGGGUUUUAUUUCAGGAACACAUUUGAAAAUGGAUCCCAAAAAACAUCUACAAGUUAAUCUGACCAUAUCCACAGAAAUAGCAGCUAUUCACAUAUUGUUCAUUAUUUUUUUAUGGUGCUUAUCUGAAAAGACAAUGGGAUUUUUGAUAAUCAUGGCAACAAUUUUGCAUUUCAAAAAUGUCAACCUUCUUGUUCAUGUAAUAAAACCAAGAUUGCUGUUGUGAUGUUAAUUGGUUCUGUACAUAUGAGAGCUCUUUUGACUUUCCUCUUGUCCUCCAGCACUAUCAUUCAAUCUACAACAGACUUGUCUACUACAACUCUUAAUAUACGCGCAACAUUUAUUCAUUCAUCAUUUUUCAUAGUCACCAUUAACUGAAACUUUGUUUUUUCCUGAUAGUGUAACUAAUAUUGUUAUAACUCUACUUUCACCACUAAUUGGCUGAGGACAUCCCCCCUCAGUCUGGUUGAGUAGAAAAACCUUAAAAACAAUGAUAAAACCCAAUGCUGUAACAAUUAGGUCAUUACAUUUGUGAUGGGUGACAGUAAUUAUGUCAUUGUAAAUACAGUAUUUGAUUAACAGGGUUAUGACAUGAGUUGCUGACAAUUUUUAUUAGUUUUGAUAAUGAUUUGGUGCAUUACUGGGGCGUUAUAAGAGAUCUCCGAAUUUAGGUCUUCUGUGUUGAUAAAUCAUACUGACCAAAACUUUGCAGUAACAUUGCACAUACAAAGCUGCCAUCAGA